AUGUCAACUCAACUUUGCGAGACUCCGCAACAUUCACGUCAAAAAGUUCAGAUCAACAAAGACAAGUGCUGCACCGAGCUGGUCCCAAUAGCCCCCAAUCGACUCACGUACUGGUACAGGAUCGGGUACCGAGCCAUCAUCAAUUCUCAACCUUCUACGGCCUUUGAACGCUUGGCCAGCCACAUCGUCUCCAAGAGACACCAUCCCUUGCAUAGUGUCCGCCUGGUCUGCGCGCGCGCGCAUUCCCCGGAUCUAAAUGGUGACUGUGAGAUUUCUCCUCCUCUCCGUCCCAUUCUCCACGAUGGGACGCUUGCUGACUUGCUUGCCAUGAAGCGCAAACUAUCCAACUCCGAUCUGGAGGCUGACCAUCCCGAAAUCUCAACACCGAAAAGACCGCGAACAGCGCUCUCGCACAGUAAUGGCGCGCUCAACGGCCACGCGCCGAACCUGUCUCCUCUCCUCGAAGAAGAUGUUGGAGAGCUUUUUCAUCAGGCGCCGAACGGUCAGUCGACGCCGAAAAAGUCCAGCAAAGCCACCGCGACGCCUCUGAAGGAUUCAGGAUUAAAGACACCUACGCACAAGUCCAAGGCUCGUUCACUCUUCGCGACUCCCACAAAAUCCACUAUUGCGACAACAGGGACACCAUCACGCAUGCGAAAGGCAGAUCAGUCGGCAAAAAAGAAGAGUGCGCGAGUACUCUUUGAGCAGGACGAAGAUAGUGCCUGGGAUGGUUCAGAGCAGCUCGCCGAGGAGAUUCUUCAGGAGGAUGACGUUGCCGAAACCGAGAACGAGAUUGACAAAGGUGCUGAGACCGUGACAGAAAGCGUCGAGGGCGACAAGAUCGAGGAAGAAAAAGCUACAGAUACAAAGGCCCCCAAGCGACGCGCAGGUCGACCCAAAGGUGCCCGGAAUAAGCGCUCACCGACGCCUGAGGGCGAACUGCCGCCUCAUGAGCGCUACUUCUUCCAGAAUCGAGCCGGCACGGGCAAGACGUCGAAUACCACGCUCAAUAAAGUGUCACUCCUGACGCAUGAAGAAUACUUUGAAAAAAUCGCCAAAUAUACGGAUCCGUGCCAGCAAGAGAAGGAAUACCUGCUCUCCAUUCACCGCCGGUCAUUCCCACAAUGGUUGUUUGAAUUCGAAGAGGGAUUCAACAUUUGCUUGUUCGGCUAUGGCUCGAAACGACGACUCGUCCACGACUUUGCCGAUUGGCUUUAUCAGAAGCGAUCCGUCGCGGGAAAAUUCCCGCCCAUCAUUAUCGUCAAUGGAUACACUCCAGCGAUCUCCAUUCGGUCAAUCUUUGCGACGAUUGCCACCGCCAUCUUGGGCGAGGAGUUGCCGUCCAAACUCGGCGCCCAACCCACCGAGGUGCUAGAGCUGCUUCAGUCUGCGCUCAAGGCUCGACCCGCAGAUGAAGAACCCAUCACGGUUCUUAUCAACUCGGUCGAUGCCCCGCCGUUACGCCGCGCCGUCAAUCAAGCUCUGCUGGCUCGAUUGGCGGCCACGCCUCGCGUGCGACUCCUGCUCACUGCCGACACGCCCAAUUUCGCCACAAUGUGGGACAUCAGCCUCCGGGAUCAGUUCAACCUCGUGUUCCACGACAGCACGACCUUCACCUCCUUCACCGCGGAGACGAAUGUGGUCGAAGAGGUUCACGCUCUCCUAGGCCGCAAGGGUCAACGAGUGGGCGGCAAAGAAGGCGUGGGAUUCGUAUUGAAGAGUUUGCCGGAGAACGCGCGAAACCUGUACCGCCUCUUGUUGACCGAGGUUCUCACCGUCAUGGACGAUGGUCAUCAGUCCGACGAUGAAGCGGCUGCGGGAGUAGAUGGCGGGGUUCGACCCGGUGAAGACAAUGGCGUCGAGUUCCGACUGCUUUACCAAAAGGCCACGGAGGAAUUCAUCGCGUCUUCGGAGAUGAUGUUCCGCACCUUGUUGAAGGAAUUCCACGACCAUCAGAUGAUCACUUCGCGGAUGGAUCCCAGUGGGAUGGAGAUUCUGGGUGUGCCCUUGUCCCGUGAGGAAAUGGAAGGUGUUUUGGAGGACUUGGUGUUGGCUUAG
This is a messenger RNA of Penicillium diatomitis, 2058 nucleotides long. RefSeq names its product origin recognition complex subunit 2. The record is from RefSeq and is a predicted model, not a curated record. Gene Ontology annotation, biological process: DNA replication. Gene Ontology annotation, cellular component: nuclear origin of replication recognition complex; nucleus. Gene Ontology annotation, molecular function: DNA replication origin binding. Lineage: Eukaryota; Fungi; Ascomycota; Eurotiomycetes; Eurotiales; Aspergillaceae. The coding region runs from base 1 to 2058 and encodes 685 amino acids. The transcript has a single exon.